Messenger RNA from Hylaeus volcanicus, 5698 nucleotides. RefSeq lists its product as uncharacterized. NCBI's taxonomy places the organism in Eukaryota, Metazoa, Arthropoda, Insecta, Hymenoptera, Colletidae. The record is from RefSeq and is a predicted model, not a curated record. The coding region runs from base 1808 to 5368 and encodes 1186 amino acids. Gene Ontology annotation, molecular function: protein binding; kinase activity. The transcript has 11 exons.
AAAAUAUUUCACACGUAUUUUUUUUUAUCGGCAAUCGUUCAUGUUGAAGGGGUAAAAACAACCCCUAAAGUUUGGGGUGAAAACCAUGUUUUUUUAAAUAUCUAUAAAACUAGAGGAGCUAGGACAAAAAUUUUUGUUUUUAAAUAUGCGCUUUUGAAUGGGUGAUUUAUGUAUGCCAGAAGAAAUUGUUUAUUUAUUUAUUUAAACAAUUUAUUUUUGAAAAAAUGGUUUUUUUUUGUUAAUUUAUGUUACUAAAUAUUGUUUCUUAUUGAUGAAAAUUUUUAUGUGUAAACUAUAGGUUAUAAUUAAGGAUACAUGUUCUUGGAAAUUUUGAUUUUCACCAUAUAACAAUAAUUAUAUUGAAUGGGGAAUUCUUACUUCUGCACCAAAAAUGUGACAUCUUUAUCAGUUUUUUUCUCAUAAAGUAUGCAAGAUUUUAAUUUGAAAUUUAACCCACGUCUCUAGUAUUAUUUUAGUAUGAUGUAUAAAUUUUUAUGGAAAGAUUUGUCGAAAAAUAUUAAUGUUACAGUCCGUUGAUCGUGACGCUGCAAUAAACACAUUGGCCACUGGUUGACUUAAUUUCUACUGUUCAAAUGAACCGAAGUAAAUAAAUCAAUUAGCGUUUUAUUCAAUAUGAAUGUCGUUAUCCUCUAGCGAAAAACAAAAUCAAAAGUUAAUUUUCGAGGUAUUAACUGUAUGUGUACGUUGCGUAGCAUGUGUACUCGUGACUUCACCAUGUUUCUCAAGUGAAUAGCGUGUUCAAGCGGUUAAGGCGUCGGCUAUCGUUAUGCUUGUCCCGUGUUCGUUUCCUGAAAACUUUUUUUUUUCUUGUUAAUUUAAAUAUUUUCAUGCUUUAAUUAUUUUAUUAUAUACUCGUUCCGUCGACCAUUUCGUCCGAGCUAAACGAACGGAAUGUUCCGUGGCGAUCUCGUUCAGAAAAACCAGGGCUAGAGAAAGCCCUAAGAGAAAGAUCUGUGCGCGAUUUGUUCCACAAUCUCUCACGGAGGAGCAAAAAGACAUGAGAGUGAGUCAUUGCAAAGACAUGAAAUCUGCCCAAAAAAAGGACCCUGUAUUCAUGUCAUCAAUCGUAACUGACGAUGAAACGUAGUGCCUUCAAUACGAAUCACUCACCAAAAGGCAGAGCGCGACAUGGAAGUCACCAGAUGAGCCGAAAGAGAAGUAAGUGCGGAUGCAGAAGAGUCGAAUCAAAACGAUGUUUACCGUUUUCUUCGAUUCCAAGGGCAUUAUCCAUAAGGAAUUCGUUCCACAAGGUCAGACUGUGAAUGCUCAAUAUUAUUUGGGUAUUCUGCAGAGAUUGUGGAACAGAAUUCAACAUGUUCGACCGGAGUACAAGGAAAUUGGCAGUUGGUUUUUGUUGCAUGAUAAUGCGCCGUCGCAUAAAACCCUAAUUGUACGCGAGUUUUUGGCCAAAAAAAGCAUCAUAACGCUCGACCACCAACCGUACUCGCCGGAUCUAGCGCCGUGCGACUUCUGACUAUUUCCUAAACUCAAAUUAGCGUUGAAGGGGAACACUUACAGUACGAUUCCUACCAUCCAGAAGGUUUCGACCGACAUCCUGAACGCUAUUCCGGCCCCCGAGUACCAGACAUGCUUCGACAAGUUUUAUGAUCGGUUUCAACACUGUAUUGACUCGGAGGGGGAUUAUUUUGAAUAAAUACGAUGGAAGAAAUGCACUGGAGAGCGUCUUCUUUUUUAUUUUUGACCAGUCUCAUCCGAAAUGGGACAGACUGUGUAUUGUCGUGCGUAAUAGUUUCGUAUUAGUUGAGUCACACCAGGGGAUGACACCAUGUUUUUAAAAAAUCAAUAUAUAGAAUCACCUAUAAUUGUCUUUUUUCAUACUUUUACGAACUCUACUAUUGAAUAUUGUUUCUUUCCACUACAAUACUUUACUGUAUCGCCUACAAUUAUAAUUGAUUUUUAUGCGAGUAUCUUUAAUACCCAGGAAGGUAGAACAGCGUUACACUACUGUGCUGCUUGCAAGGACCCCGAGGCAGUUUGGGAUGUUCUCAUAGGAGGCGAUUGCGACGCGAGUAUCUGCGAUAAAAAGGGCAAUCCCGCUGCUUAUUAUCUGGAUCAUAGUUCUGAGAUCGAGUUAUCGGAAGCUGAAAGGACUAUGUCUCGCCGAAAGACGAGCAGUGGAAAAGAAUGUUUGGACUUUAAGCCUUCCAACAUAAGAAUAUGGAUCCAUAACAGGGACAUUGGGAAAUUGCAACAAGUUUUGUGGGAAGGACAUGGGCAAAGACUUCGGGUCGAGACCAGUAAUAAUCUUCGCGUUAAAAGGUUUCUGGAAGCUGUCCCGUUUAUAAUGGGCACAGUAAAAGAUAUCCAUGCAGCAACGGUAGAAAACAAUUUAGAGGAACUGAAAAAGAAAAUUGACUCUACGUCGCCCAUCGUCCUGUGUAGCAAAGAUAGCAAUGGUUUAAACGCCCUACAUAAGGCUGCUGGAUUGGGGUACACGGAAAUUGCACGCGAAAUUCUUGCAAGAUACCCAUCGGUCGUGGAAGCGCAAGACAACGAUGGAAAAACGCCCCUGCAUUAUGCAGCCGCGGUAAAAGACGAUGGAGAGAUGUAUAACUUGUUGACAGAAUACGGGGCUGACGAAAGUAAAUUGGACAAUAAACAAAAAACAGCGGGAUUCUACAAGAAUCGACCUUCAGACGUAGAUCAAACUCUUUUGAACGUGAUACCGGAAGCGCCUCGAGUCUCUAAGCCGUCCUACCCCAAAUACUGGGAUUGGAGGAUUUUAGAAGGUGAGGAAGCAUUGUCGAGAACCAUGAAGAAGGUUGUCAGCAGUACAGACAUUGACAGCGCGUUUGGCAGCGCUGAAUCUGCAUCCAAAGGUUUCAGCAGAUCCAUAGAUCAGAUCAAGAACGUUGAAAACCAUCAAGACCAGCAGGAAAAUUCAGGAAACGCAGAAGAGGCAGAGAACGCAAAAGAUCCAGAAAAAGAAGAGACUAGUGAAAAUGUGGAAAACACAGAGGAUGCAGAGGAAACAGAAGAUACAAAAGACCCAGAUGAAGGAGAAGACAAGGAGGAGCCUACAGAGGAAGCGGCGAAUCCUGAGGAUGGGGAGGAAAGAUCGUCGGAUGACGACGUAGUGACAGGUACACCUGUGCAAGAUGCAGAGGAAGCUUCCCAAGCUGAAAAUGACGAGAAAGAAGAACCCACGGAGGAACCUGCGAAUGAAGCUGAAGAAGAAGAAAACAAAUCAGCAGAUCCCGAGAAAAACGAGGACAUUGACCAGGCGGAGGAUAACAAGGAUCACGAAGAGAGAAACGAGCCAAGCACGGGUGAUUCUGGGGUCGAUGAUCCAGGAAACGACGAAGAUCAGGUCAUCGCAGGAGAACACGAGGAGCUUCCAGAGGCAGAACUGAACGAGGACAGCAUGUCGGCGGAUCCGGAAAUGGAGAAGCUACUGGAGAACGGGAAUAUGGAACAGUUGGCCACUUUGGUUCUCAAUGGAGAUGGAAGGAGAUUGGUUGGCAGGCGUUCGGGGAAUCCUGAGCUCCAGGCUUUCAUCGACCGUGUUCCUUCUUAUAUGGGCAAGAUUCAUGCUGUGCAUAUGGCAGCACGAGAAGGAAAUCUGAGAGAUCUGCAAAGUUCAUUGGAUCGUCGCAAAUUUGCAGUAGCAAGAGAUGGUUCGUCGCCACGCGGUGCAACGCCUCUUCAUGUUGCAGUUGUAUUUGGAAACACUACUAUCAUUAGAUAUCUGGCGGGGAGGUUUCCAGAAACUGCGCAUGCAAUCGAUGCAGAUGGCCGAACACCUUUGCAUUAUGGGGCAACUCUCGCAGACAAUGGUCAUUAUUAUAACCUUCUACUUCAUUUGGGAGCCAAUCCUCUAGUUCAAGACAAUUUCGGGAAAAAAGCGGAGUAUUACAAGCUAAAUCAAACCGAAUUGUCGCAUAAAUUGCUUCUCCGUGCUUUUGGAGCUAAUGAGAAACUGGCGGAUGAAAUGUUGACAGACAAAGUUCCCGGAGGCGACACGUUCUCCGCACGUCGGGACAUAACCGACCCAGAGACACUAGCCACCCUGGAGAGGUGUUUCCGUCUGCUAGCAGGCACCAGACACAGCACGACCCUGAAAUCGCCGGGGACCACCGGUACACUGAUCAGCCGUUGUCUAAAACGGCCCAUAUUCGAUGGUAUCAAGCACCGUGUGACACGCAUGGAUCACAAUCUCUUUGACGUGAUCUGGCCCGCUUUAAAGAUACACGGCAACUCGAGUUACAACAGCAAGGCGAGCAGCGCUUAUUCGCACGUCAGCAACGCUAUCGAAGAGGACCCGUCCUCGACAGCCGUGGCGCCGGACUAUGAGAGCUACAUCGUCUUCUCAGAAUUUUUCGACCCACUGAUCAGGGACAUCCACUGCGUCACCGCCAGUGGCGAUCUUCCUGACCAUCCAGCGCCGAGAUUCUUUUACAGCGAGGACGAGGAAGGCGAGGAGAGCCCAGACACCGUAGACGAGGUCACUAUCUCGGCAAUCGAGGCGUACGAUCUCGAUCCUCCAGCUAAGUACGUUCAAGCUGUGGUGCUGGAAUGCUGUAGGAACCUGGAGAAGUACACGUUUCCCCUAACGCUGACGGUGAACCAAUUGGAGGAGGUGGAACGAGAGAUCACCACCGAGCUGAUGAGCCAAGAGAUUUCUGGGAUAAUGGCCGAGGGUAGCAGCGAAGACGAGCCAGGAACGUACUUUACCCUCAAUGAAAUCCUGGAUCAACCCAGUCCUAUCAGGGCCCAGCUGGCUGCUGCUGGUUUGCUGUUACCAAUCGCAGAUUUUGAUGUACAGGAUGAGAGACGUCUACACGGCAGGCACUGGCCCUAUGGCCGUGGAGUUUACGUUGCCUCUGCUGGGGAUCUAGCUGCCUGGGUGAACGUCCAGGACCACCUGAGGAUCGUUUGUCGGACCAAUGAUAGUAGACCAGGCUUGAUCGGUCGCGCCUACGUGAGAAUGGCGAAAAUUAUGGUGAUUCUCGAUGAGAGAAUGACGUUCAAGAGGGACAAGAAGCUGGGCUUCCUCAGUGCUCGGCCGUAUGCUAUCGGCAACACACUGAGAUUCAACGCCAUAAUACGGUUCCCAGACCUGUCGAAGGAGUUCGAGCACCUGAAACACCUGUGCGUUGUUCGUGGAUUAAGUAUACGCGAAACAGCCAGACAAGACACUGUUAGAAUAGGCAACCAACAAUCCUUGAGCAUUACCGAACUGCAAACCCUUCAGGACUUCUCCAGAGCAGUGUUGAAUAUUUUGAGCUUGGAGAAGGAGCUGACUAUAAAUAGCUCGAUGAAAAUCGCUAAUUUAAUUGCAGGACUAUUUCGAAAACGGACUAGUGCAAAACGUUUUCAGGGUUAACGGAUGAGGAGAGACCGGGGCAGCGUCUGUGAAGACGUUUUACAUCGGUUACAUCAUCGAAGACUUUUACUUUUUUUUUUUUACUGGAAUAAUACGCUUAUACGUGAAAAUUAUCUGUGAUAAUUCUUGAGUCACAAUGUUCGACUGUCGAUUAAUAUAUCAUCUAGCAUAGGCUAGAGCUAUAACCCGAACCGUAUGCCAGAAAAAGGGGGAUCGUUGGAAAGAUGUGUGUGAACAUUACGUCCAUUUCUCGUGCAUCGAGUAACGAUACUUGAGCAAAAUUUCGUUUAAUCGGAUUAACUUCUCAGAGGGGCACUGGAUUGUUUAUUA